Messenger RNA from Cryptomeria japonica (Japanese cedar), 2349 nucleotides. Its product is annotated as LEAF RUST 10 DISEASE-RESISTANCE LOCUS RECEPTOR-LIKE PROTEIN KINASE-like 1.2. Gene Ontology annotation, biological process: protein phosphorylation. The record is from RefSeq and is a predicted model, not a curated record. The coding region runs from base 169 to 2025 and encodes 618 amino acids. Gene Ontology annotation, molecular function: protein kinase activity; ATP binding. NCBI's taxonomy places the organism in Eukaryota, Viridiplantae, Streptophyta, Pinopsida, Cupressales, Cupressaceae. The transcript has 4 exons.
UUACUAUGGAUGAGAUAUGAAUGGGAGUCAAGCAUAGCAUAUGGCUAUGCUUCGCCACGGUUUCCUUCUUCCAAGGCCACUCAUCUUUCGUUUCGCUUAUAUCGUCCCAUAUGAUUUGAAACUGCAAUUGCACUGCCACUUCUCCAAACUAGUUUGGAAAUCGCAGCCAUGACUGUGCAUCAACCUCCACUUUUUUCCCCUUCUUUCACUGCAUCUCUUCUCCUAUUAUUCACGCCAUCCAUCGCUCAUCUCUCUGUAGCUCAUCCAAACUUCUUCUGUGGUGAACAUGUUUUCGAUUACCCUUUCGGAUUAAAGAAUAGGGGCCGAGGGGACUUAAGCCUUCAGGUCGAGUGUGAUUAUGGUCAUAUAUUGCCAAAGCCUGUACUUAAUAUCAGUGGCAAAGAAUACUACAUACUGCAACCCAAAUUCCUUAACAACUUUAGUCUCGACCAUACCAUGACAAUAAUCGACAAGGAGCUAAGAGAUAAUUGCGAUCCAUCUUCCAAUAACUACACAGAAUUAAGGUCUAGCUCUCAAUUUCAUAUUGCCCAUACGCAUAUAGACAUAACCCUUUGGGACCAGUGCGAUCCACAAUGGGUAGACUUGCCCAAUCAAACGGCUAGUUUACAAUGUAACACUGUUUGGCACUACAAUUUGACAGCAGCCGUUAGUGUGCCUGAAGCAUGUAAGGCACAAGCUGUUUUACCAGUCAAUAACUCAGGAGGACCGGUAGACGACCAACAAAUCAUAUAUGGAGGUUUCCCAAUUAAAUGGAAUGUCAGCAAAAGUUGCGAAGUUUGCCAGUCAAGUGGUGGGCGUUGUGGUUAUUAUAACAGCUCGAUGCAGUUUCAUUGCAGGUGCAGGGGGCACAGGCGGCACAAGCCAUAUCCGGACAGAUGCCCCGCAGAGAAAAAGAAUUCUAUUAUUCUACUUCUAGGUUACUCCAUUGGAGGCGUUGCUCUGGUAGCAGCAGUGAUAAUACUUCUAAUUUAUCUGAAGAAGAGGCCGUAUCCCAGGCGGCGCCUUCCUGGAGAUCUUGGAGAUUAUGAAAAAAAUGAAUUGAAGGCAUAUCGGCAGCUGUUUGUUAAUUUGUCCAUAUUUUCUUAUGAAGAACUGAAAUGGGCAACAAAUUUCUUCAAUGAGAAAAACAAGCUUGGAGAUGGAGGGUUUGGGUCGGUGUAUUUGGGCAAGCUCGAGGAUGGACGAAGUGUGGCAGUAAAGAAGCUUUAUCAGCAAAAUUGGAAGAGCGUUGAGCAGUUCAUUAACGAGGUAAAGAUCUUAUCCUGUCUGAAACAUCCAAAUCUUGUGGAUCUUUAUGGGUGUAGCAGUCCAGGGAGUCCAUUUCUGCUGCUGGUUUACGAAUUCAUGGCGAAUGGGACCUUGGCCGAUCAUCUUCAUGGAAAUCGAAGGACUUCAAAAGGUUUGCCUUGGGAAACUCGUUUAAACAUUGCCGUAGAAACUUCUCAGGCUUUGGCUUUUUUGCAUGGCUUACAUCCGCCCAUAUUACACAGAGAUGUCAAAUCCACCAAUAUUCUACUAGAUGAAAAUUUCGGGGCAAAAGUUGCAGAUUUGGGGCUUUGCAGGCUCUUCCCUGUAAAUGUAUCGCACGUCACAACUACACCGCAAGGUACGCCAGGCUAUAUAGACCCAAAUUAUCAUGAAUGCUUUCAACUCACAGAUAAGUCUGACGUUUACAGCUUUGGGGUCGUUUUGGUGGAAAUCAUCUCUGCUAAAGUUGCUGUUGAUACAAGCCGAAAUACAAAUGAAAUCAUCCUCGCUGUUAUGGCAUCAGACAAGAUUAGAAGGGGAGUUUUGGAUGAAAUUUUGGAUCCAGAUUUGCAGAUUGAAAUGGAGGAGGAGGUAAAGCUUGUAGUUUCUGCAGUUGCCGAAUUGGCGUUCAGAUGCCUCGCAACAGACAGGGAUGUUCGACCAGACAUGCAGGAAGUUGCAACUCGUCUUGAGGAGAUAAGACAGCAUCAACGAAAGAUCGUUGAGCAAAGAUUCCACUGCUUACUUCAAUAUUAAAGGGGUGGUAAUUACGUUGCAAAAAUGGCGCACAAACGUCUAUUUCCAACUCAUGAAAGUAGCCGAGAUUUCCCCCGAUCUUCCCAAGUAUAUGUCACGAUCUCGCAACUUGACUUCGUAUUGAGUCACGCAAGUAGCCGAGAUUUCCCCCGAUCUUCCCAACUAUAUGUCACGGACUCACAACUCAGUGACAUUUAUUUCGCACUCCUCCCAUCAGUUGCUAUUGGAGGGCAUAACGACCUCAAAGCCUUUAGGUAAAGCAAGUCAUUUGUUUUUGUUUUUGUUUUGUAUGAGGUGGUGAUUUUUCCAAGCGUAUGAUCGUUG